This is a messenger RNA of Pelodiscus sinensis (Chinese soft-shelled turtle), 4927 nucleotides long. The record is from RefSeq and is a predicted model, not a curated record. NCBI's taxonomy places the organism in Eukaryota, Metazoa, Chordata, Testudines, Trionychidae.
CACCGGGAGAGGCACAAUGGUGGUACUGGUGCUUCCUUCCAAUGCCAGUCAAUCCAUCAAGACCACAUUUGUAAUGAUGACAGUGACAAGAGUGAAGACAGUCCAAGUCCGAAGAGACAACGCCUUUCUCAUUCAGUCUUUGACUACACAGCAGCAUCACCAGCCCCAUCGCCGCCAAUGCGACCAUGGGAGAUGACAUCAAAUAGGCAGCCUCCUUCAGCUCGACCCAACCAACAUCACUUCUCAGGGGAACGAUGCAACACACCUGCACGCAACAGGAGGAGUCCUCCUGUUAGACGCCAGAGAGUGAGAAGGGAUCGUCUGUCUCGACAUAAUUCCAUUAGUCAAGAUGAAAACUAUCACCAUCUCUCCUACGGACAGCAACAAGCAAUAGAAGAGCCCCGAGCCUUCCACCCACCGAAUGUAUCCCCCCGUAUGUUGCACCCAGCUGCUCAUCCGCCACAGCAGAAUGCAGUGAUGGUUGAUAUUCAUGAACAGAUCCACCAGGGCACAGUCCCUGUCUCCUACACAGUAACAACAGUGGCACCACAUGGGAUUCCGCUUUGCACAGGCCAGCACAUACCAGCUUGUAACACGCAGCAGGUCCCAGGAUGUUCUGUGGUUUUCAGUGGACAGCACCUUCCCGUUUGCAGUGUGCCUCCUCCGAUGCUUCAGGCAUGCUCAGUCCAACACUUACCAGUACCAUAUGCAGCAUUCCCACCUCUUAUUUCUAGCGAUCCAUUUCUUUUGCAUCCUCCUCACCUCUCUCCACACCAUCCUCCACACCUGCCACCACCAGGCCAGUUUGUUCCCUUCCAAACACAACAGUCACGGUCGCCACUUCAGAGGAUAGAGAACGAAGUAGAACUGCUUGGAGAACAUCUUCCUGUAGGAGGUUUUACCUACCCUCCCUCAGCCCAUCCACCAACAUUGACUCCCUCAGCCCCUCUCCAGUUCUUAACGCACGACCCCUUACACCAGGAGGUGUCCUUUGGAGUACCUUAUCCACCCUUUAUGCCUCGAAGACUCACAGGGCGCAGUAGAUACCGAUCCCAGCAGCCAAUUCCACCACCCCCUUAUCAUCCCAGCCUGUUACCAUAUGUGCUAUCAAUGCUUCCAGUGCCACCUGCAGUUGGACCAGCUUUCAGCUUCGAGUUGGAUGUGGAAGAUGGAGAGGUGGAAAACUACGAGGCAUUGCUGAAUUUGGCAGAACGGUUGGGAGAAGCCAAACCGCGAGGACUGACAAAAGCAGACAUUGAACAACUUCCAUCUUACAGGUUCAAUCCAAACAACCACCAGUCAGAACAGACUUUGUGCGUAGUAUGCAUGUGUGAUUUUGAGUCAAGGCAGCUACUUAGAGUCUUACCUUGUAACCACGAGUUCCAUGCCAAGUGUGUCGAUAAAUGGCUUAAGGCAAAUCGUACCUGCCCAAUUUGUAGAGCUGAUGCUUCAGAAGUGCAUCGUGAUUCAGAAUGACCAAUCUAAGAGCACAAUUCUAGUUUGGGUGUUCCUAGUCACAUGUAUAGACGAACUAUCCAUUGAACUUACCUGUGUGGCUGCCAGCCUUCCCUUUACACAAAAGGGUCAAUGGACCUUUUUUUGCACUGUGUGAUUUAAUCAAUUAUAAAAGCUUAUAAUUAGUCUUCACAAUUAUGGGAUUGUUAUACUAACCGUGUGAUUGGAACUCCAAAGAUUUUAUUUUCUUUAGCUUAAUUUUGUGUGUGCACUAACAUUCCCUGGUUUUUGUGUGAUCAUUCCGAGUGUUGCUGCGAGAUUACAGUGGACGUGAUCUUUUAGCAUGUGCUUUUAUAAAAAGUGGUAGCUCCAAACAAUAUAGCAAUCUACCUUUAUAUAGAGCCUUCAGAUACUGUGAGUGGGAAUGAAUGGUGUGGGUGGGUAUGUAUGCACACACGAGAGUUUGUGUGGGAUGUGUUCGCGAGUGUCUGUGUGCGUAUGUUUGAGAACCUAUAUACCAGCAUGUACUGAGAACGUAUGUGUGUAGUAUUAAUUAUGCUGCAAUGUAUAAUCCUGUGUGUUAUUUAAACAGUACUAGUACUGUACACUGGUUUCUUUCCUUGUGUUUGCAGUUGCACACUGAAUGCUAAGGGUGCAGCAAUUAUAGGCAUUUAAUAUUUCCUCCCCAAUGUACUUAAUGGUAUAAAAAGACCUUUUAACUUUUAUUCGGACAACUGUUAAUGCUCCCUUCACUGGCAGUUGUAAAUGUACCACUAAAGAGUGCAUUGAUUGCGCAAUACAUGAUUAGUCUUAUUUUUAGCGUAUGUCAUAAAAUCCAGAUUUUAAAAUUGCUAAUUUAUCAAUAGUUGCAAUAUCGCACAAAAUCAGUUAGCAAUAUUAAUAUUGACGAAUUGAUCAUUUGAAUGUUGAUGCUUUUCUGUUUUCCUUUGUAAUUCCUCUAGUCCGUUUUAAUUGUGUUCAGUUGAUUUCAGAACAAAUGUAAGUUCUGAAAAUGCUGAAGUAACAUAUCCCUCCCCAUACACAGAAGCUGAAAGGACAUUGAGAGUCUUGUGCAACAGCUCUUCACAUUGUUGGCCAUUGUACUUGCUAAGUACAUAAUCAUUUAGUUUAUAAAUUCGGAUUUAACUCGUUCAUGUUCUUUUUCAUGUAUAAGGGAGUUUGUGUAAAUGGAAGAGAGGCUUUCUUUUUAUUUCUGCAACUAUAUGUAGAAAAUAUAAUUUUAAGCGUUUUCUCAGAGCAGAGGAACUUACUAACUUUAUCAGUGUACCACAGUAAGUUUUUGUGGUUGUUCGCUGCUUGAGUCAAAUGGCAUAGGAUGCUUCGUCUGCCCUUCCCUGAUAGGUAAUGCGUUUUUUGCAUGAAUAAAAAACUCCCUUGGUUUUUCUAUUGGUAGCCAGAAUAUUUACCUUAAAAGAAGAGUGUAUUAAUACACAAUCAGAAACAAAUAAUGCUGUGAAAUAGGAGUUAAUCUCCAUUCAGCUGCCCUGCAAAUGUUAUAGCUGGAUUGUUAAAAAAUUGGCUUUGUUUGAUGUUUCAGACUGUUAAAGGUUUUAAAAUUCGAGGUGCACUUUUUUGCAUCACUGUGCUUUCUCCUAAAUGUAAUGUCAUUACUUUGGUUCCAAUAGCACAAGUGGCACAACUAGCAAUAUUGCUGUAACCUGCUGCCAGUCUCAGCUUUAAGUUUGUGUCAUUUCUGAUGCUUUUGUGUGCUGCUAUGCUUUAGUAUCAGUUAUAUUUUCAGACAGUGUUAUAUGUUCUCCAUGCUGCUUGCCCUUCCUUGAAGGCUCUACAGACCAAUCACAGCUUGUGGUUCAGUAAAACAAAAUGAAAGCACAAUUUUGCCCAUGUUUCAGAUGCUAUUGCCUCUGUUUAGUUACACAAGUAGAACUAAAAACAUGCUUGUCUGUCCAUAUGUCAGUACCUAACACUACGUAAAUCAAAUUUAUUACAAAAUAUACAAUGUACAACCACUUUAAACAUGUUUGUUUUUUCCCUGGAUGUGCUAAGGAAUGGAACUGUCAUAUGUCACCAAAACAAAUUAAAUCUCAUAUAGUAAACUUUAUUUUUUUAAAUGAAUGAAAUCAUGUGUUUAAAAAGAAGUGUAUGCCACACAUCUUAUAAUACUUAGGGUCUUUUAUAUAGCUGCAAAAAAAAUUUCUACCUGUACAGAUCUAACCAUAACAAACACUACUACUCUCAGUAUUCACUUUAUUGAAGCAUGGAAAUAAGUCACUUUUCUAAGUUAGAUAGAAAUGCAUAAUUAACAGGGCACAUUUUACUAAUAUGAAGUAAACUAGUCCUCUUUCCUGAAUUGGAGAAAUCUUGAUGUGUAAUGGCCCUCUUUCCCAGCAAAGUUCUGUGAGGCAGUUGGAGAUUUAAGGCAGCAGAAAGGUCUAAUUUGGUAAAAUACUGAAUUUAAUUGUUGCACUCUUGUGGCUGAUCUCUUCUGGAAUGUUUCUUUUGUUUGCAUGGGACUCUUGCAGAUGUGUGCAGACUUGCUUCCUGUGGUUAGUGUGUAUAAAAAGCACACAUGCAUGUGUUCUGAACCAGCUCAGACUGGCUACAACAACCUUUCAUGUUGUGGCUGUCAUGUCAAAAGAGGAGGGGAAGGGGAUUCAUGCUCAGCCUUUACUGCCAUGUGUUACGCACAUUUGUGUCUAAUUCCACAGCCUGCAGUAGUGCCUGGCACUAUCAGAAUCCAGUAAAAGGCUUAUUUUGGUUGCCUCCCCCCUUUCCCACCUCCCUUCUAAAAACAACUGUUGGCUUUACCAUGUUGGCACUGCUGUGUUUUUUUGUUUUUGUUUUUGCAUGAUUUGUCAAUUUAAUUUGACUUUGCUCUGUUUUAAUGGAUAUCAAGGCCUACAGAUUUCUCCAAGGUCUCAUUUUGUGGGUUUUCUUUUACAGAAUGUUUUCUGUGCAAAGUAAUUUUUUUGUUGUUGUUAUACUGUUUUUGUACAGUCUCUUGAAUGUGAUUUCUCAGCUGUUAACAUUUACACUUUUUGUAAUACUUGGAAUGGUGGGAUUUACCAAUAUGGUUUUUUUAAGCUUCCUGAAAAUGUAUUCUUGACUGAGUUAUCUUUAGGCCUUAAUAAAAGCUGUUCGCCCCCGCCCCCUCCCCAUUGGUACAUUCAGUUACCUCAUUUUGCUAUGUGUUUCAGAUUUGCUAAUGAUUAUGAAAGUUUAUAGAUUUUGUUGGAAUCAUAUUUUGUCAAGUGUUUUCUUUAAAAUCAUACUCUAUUGUAUCAGUUAACAUGUAGUUUUAAAUGUAUUAUAAAUAUCUGUAACCAAAUCAUUUGAAGGCUUGAUAAAUUUUUAACAAAAUUUGUACAUUUUUUAUGAGAGUUACUAGUAAUGCUUUACUAAGUAGUGCAAUGAAUUUUUAUUUUUAAUCCCUGUGCCCAAUUUUGGAGUUGAGAGAGUUGUUCAGUAAUAAAUGUAUGAUGUACACUUA